CAGAGAAUGAGCCCGCUUUCCGCCAAGCUCCUCUCCCCUCUUAUUCUUCUCUCUGGCCCAUUCUACAUCUUUCGUACCCUCCAAACUCAGGUGAACCUCGCCCCAUCCCUCGGAAACAGCAGUGCUGUCUAUCACAUCGCAAAGCUGGAGCAUGUCACAGAUGUCUAAACAGCUCUAGACAAAGACAUCCGGCUUGGAAGACGGCAACCCUCGGGGACUGCGUGUGAAGUCGGAAGGGGUCACAGUCACAAUACAUAUCGAUCAAUGAAACAAGAAAGAAGUAAUAAUCGAUCCCUCUGCUUGUAAACUGGUGGUAUGUGUGGAUGGAAGAGCAGGGAUUGUAGUAGGGCCACGGUUUGACCCGGCGAUAUUGCGUUGGCGUAUGGUUCCGAUUGGAGUAGCUCGGCUUCCUGGCCCACGAGCUUUAUUGGAGCACCAAUUUCCCAGUCCUGCGACAUGCGGCAGAUCAUGUUGGUCUCUGCAUUGAGCAGUUUUGAGAUUUAUUGGCUGGGUCCGUCAGUAUCCGAUCCGGCCUGCGAAGCAGUGCCCGGACAAGACAGAGGAUGGCGUUUUGGCCCAACUCACGAUCGCCUCGGUGGAAGCACAUCGAGUAUUUGUCGGGUGCUGUGCAGGAAUCCCAGGAGAGGAGGGAAGCCUGGAGACACGGUCGUCCUACCACUUCGGCUGUGGAGCUUGAUGACCCAAUGGCGAAACGGCUGUCCGAUCCCCUCGCCCGCAACAGAGCUACUCCACCGAACCGGACGGCACCUCAAUGGGACGAAAUCAAAUGGGGGUUGCAAGAGCUGCAAGUAGGGGCUUGCUUAACAGGCUGAGGC
Molecule: messenger RNA, 836 nt
Organism: Aspergillus aculeatinus CBS 121060
Lineage: Eukaryota; Fungi; Ascomycota; Eurotiomycetes; Eurotiales; Aspergillaceae
Exons: 1
Coding region: 457-813 (118 amino acids)
Source: RefSeq, a predicted model, not a curated record